Molecule: messenger RNA, 1938 nt
Organism: Monosiga brevicollis MX1
Lineage: Eukaryota; Choanoflagellata; Craspedida; Salpingoecidae
Exons: 16
Coding region: 1-1938 (645 amino acids)
Biological process (GO): proteasome-mediated ubiquitin-dependent protein catabolic process
Cellular component (GO): cytoplasm; nucleus; GID complex
Molecular function (GO): translation initiation factor activity; ubiquitin protein ligase activity
Source: RefSeq, a predicted model, not a curated record
AUGCGCACUUUGGUCCGCAAGCUGCAAAUCGAGGUCAGCCGCGCUGCGCUGCCUGUGCGCGCCACAUCGCCAUCUUGUUUCGAUCACAAGAAAUAUUCGCCCACCAUCACCGUUGGCCUCGAUAGCUUGAGAAAGACAUCCAAGAAUUUGGCGCACUCAAAGAGCGGCUCAGGCGCUCGGUGGAGCGUGCGCAAGCCGAAGCGUCUUGGUGAGGACCUUCUCAGCUCGGUUCAUCUGCCGACGGCACGACUAUCCCUCAUGAGCUGGUCUCGUGCAUCAAUCAUUUCCCCCCUCCAUCGUAGCGAAACUUUGAGCGAUGCAACUCUGCGAGAGUUCAUGAUCGAUCAUCUCAUCCGCGAAGGCCAUUACACCACGGCCAUGGCCCUGGCUGACCACAGCCAGGUCAAAGCCUUGUUAGACCAGGACACCUUUUGCCGUUUGCAGCCCGUUGUUCAGGCCCUUGAAAGCCAUAAUCUCGAGUCGGCCCUAGCUUGGUGUGCGGACCAUGCUGCCGUGCUCGAGAAAAAGCGGAGUACCUUGCCCUUUAAGCUUCAUGCCCAACGCUUUGUUCAGCUGAUUGAAAACGAGGACCUCGCCCAAGCCGUCGAGUAUGCUCACAAUCAUCUGGCUCCAUACGGCGAAGCACCUUUUGUGAACGAGGAGCGGUGGCAUGAUCUGGUGGACCGGUUCCGGCGCAAUGCCUUCGUCGUGCUUCAGGCCAAUACGGGACCUGCCCCUUUAACUCUGCUUGCUUCGCUCGGUCUGGCCGGCCUACACACAGCUGCUUGUGCUCCAGGCAAAUCAAGCGACUGCCCGACUUGUUCGCCCCUGUUUCAGCACUUGGCCAAGCGUUUGCCCGUGGCGCUCCAUACCCAAAGUGUGCUCGUUUGUCGGCUGAAAGGAGUGCGCAUGGAUGAAAACAAUCCACCCAUGGUUCUCCCCAACGGCAACGUUUACUCUCGAGAGUUCACGUGUAAGCUGUGUUGCGUUGUGUGUGUGUGUGUGUGUGUGUGUGUGUGUGUGUGUGUGUGUGUGUGUGUGUGUGUGUGUGUGUGUGUGUGUGUGUGUGUGUGUGUGUGUGUGUGUGUGUGUGUGUGUGUGUGUGUGUACCUUUGCAGCUGGAUCAGAGGCCUGUUGAGCGUUUUGCGACCUUUUGGAACCGAGAACAUGAGUGAUUGGGACGCUUCCGAUUUUGAGGCCGAGGCUGCCGAGGUGGAGGAGAAGCCCAAGUGGGAUGAUGAGGAGCCCGGGGCUGCCGAGCCGACGACCCAAGAGCUGGUCCCUGCUUCCAAGCCUCCUAGCAAGUAUAAUGACAUGGAUCGCGAGGAGCUUUUGCAAGUCAUCGCUCGCCUUGAGGCUCAGGGCCCGACACAGAAGAAGGCUCCCAAGAAGAAGAAACUGAAGCAAAUCCUGGCCGAGCGUGAGGCUGCCGAGGCCGCGCGCGCCGAAGAACUGGCUCAGGCCGAACAGGAAUUGACGCCCGAGGAACGCGCUGCUGCCAAAAUUGUUGAGCGCCGGCAGGUGGAAGAGUCUCACAUGGAUGCCGCAAAGGACCUUUUUGGUGGCGACGAAGAAGAGGAGGAAGUUGUGCUUUUUGAGGCCAUGCAGCCCAAGACCAAGGAGGAUUUCGAAAAGUUUGCUCGUGCCAUUGUGAAGAAGGCUCGCAAAUACGACGUCUCUCCCCACUACCUGGACUUUGUGGACGCCCUCUUCCGUGACCUUCUCGAGAAUGCUUCCUCGGAGAAAAUUCGCCAAGCCAUUAAAUCGGUCAACGUGCUGGCCAACGAGAAGGCCAAGACUGAGAAGAACAAGAAGACGAAAUCCAAGCCGAAGAAAGCGCAGAUCCAGGCCAGCCGUGGAGCGGCUUCGUCAGUGGCCGGUUUCCUUGAUGGCGAUGGUUACGGUGACGACUACGGAGAUGAUCUCGAUUUCAUGUAA